Aspergillus tanneri is the source of this 855-nucleotide messenger RNA. RefSeq names its product putative RNA binding protein Pym. Bases 1 to 855 code for a protein of 284 amino acids. The record is from RefSeq and is a predicted model, not a curated record. Gene Ontology annotation, biological process: exon-exon junction complex disassembly. Gene Ontology annotation, cellular component: exon-exon junction complex; cytoplasm. Gene Ontology annotation, molecular function: RNA binding. The transcript has 2 exons. NCBI's taxonomy places the organism in Eukaryota, Fungi, Ascomycota, Eurotiomycetes, Eurotiales, Aspergillaceae.
AUGGCGUCCUCGAAUCCUGGCCAGGUUUCUUCGUCUGGAAUCACCGUCGAUGCCGCGACCGGGGAGCGAUACAUCCCUUCUUCUGUCCGUGCGGAUGGUUCUAAACGUCGUGAGAUUCGCGUGCGCCCCGGAUACCGUCCUCCAGAGGACGUGGAACUCUACAAGAACCGUGCGGCCGAGGCAUGGAAGAAUCGCGGGAAGGCCGGGGUCCCGGGUGCGGAAGGGUUGAACCAGGACGAUGCCAGCUCCAAACCUGCCAGUACUGCCAGCAAUAAGAAUGCGAAACGUCGAGAAGCAAGAAAGAAGGCAAAGGCGGAUCAAGAGGGAUCCCAGUCGAUCGACACGAAGAACGUGAAGGAAAUGGAAAACUGGCGGGAUUCGUCGGAUAAGAAUGUCGCAGGGGCUGCAGAACCCGUGGACCCUGAAGCAGAGAAAGAAAAGAAGGCACGCAACCUCAAAAAGAAGCUGAGACAGGCACGCGAUCUAAGAGACAAGAAAAACCAAGGCGAAGCGUUGCUGCCAGAGCAACUGGAGAAAGUGAUCAAGAUCCAGGAAUUAAUCCGUCAGCUGGAUGCUUUAGGAUUUGACGUGAACGGUGACAAAAAGGAUCAGGGCAAUGAGAACUAUGCAUUUGGGGAUGACUCCUCCCGCCGUUGUCCAUCGACAUUCGCUGUGAAACCUGACAAUGGGGAGGCUGUUCGAUGCGGCUGUUCGCCCCAUCAGAUUGAUUACCAUGGCAGACAGAUCAGCCGCGUAAACCUACAAGAAGCGUCUGAGAUUGUCGAUAUCCAUUAUCAAACGGCGAUUCCUGCCAUCUUACGAGCGCAGGAAUCCCCUCUCACCCUCUGGCGUUGA